Messenger RNA from Passer domesticus (house sparrow), 3147 nucleotides. RefSeq names its product engulfment and cell motility 3 (gene ELMO3). Bases 103 to 2262 code for a protein of 719 amino acids. The record is from RefSeq and is a predicted model, not a curated record. The transcript has 20 exons. Gene Ontology annotation, biological process: cell motility; actin filament organization. Lineage: Eukaryota; Metazoa; Chordata; Aves; Passeriformes; Passeridae.
CGGCACAAGGCCUCGCUGCGGCGGCCGGGCCCGCCGUGAGGGGAGGCGGCGGCGGCGGCAGCAACCCGGAACUGCCGGCGGUGCGGAGCCGCCGCGGGAGCCAUGCCGCCGCCCAAGGACGUGGUGAAGAUCGCCAUCCAGAUGGUGGGAGCCAUCCCGCAACUCAUCGAGCUCCAGCAGACCAAGCCGCUCGCCUCGGUGCUCAAGGACGUCUGCGAUGCGUGGAGCCUGCCCAACGCCGAGCGCUACGCCCUGCAGUACGCGGACGGGCGGCAGACCUACAUCACCGAGUCGAACCGCAGGGACAUUAAGAACGGGAGCAUUUUACGGCUGACCACCUCCCCGGACCAAGAAGCAGAGCAGUUGUAUAUCGGGAUCCAGAGCAAGAAUGUGGAUGUGAAGACUGACUCAUUGAAGAAGCUUGCAAGCCUCUCCCAGGAUGUUACCUUUGCUCAAGAGUUCAUCAGCAGGAAUGGCUUGAAGCAAAUCUACUCUAUUGUAGAAGAAGGGAACGAUACAGGGGAGAUGCUGGCUCACACCCUCAAAGCCUUCACAGAGCUGAUGGAGCAUGAUUUUGUUUCCUGGGAAAAUCUUAGUACAGUCUUCAUCAAGAAGAUAGUGAGUUAUGUCAACAUGAAUGCAGUGGAUGCAUCUAUCCAGCAGCUCUCCUUGUCUAUCUUGGAGAAUAUGGUGCCUACCAGUCGCCUCCUCUUUGAGGUGGUCAAAAAAGAAGUGACGUUGGACCGCCUUCUCACCCACCUGCAGGUGACAAAUGCCCAGCUGCAGCUGAAGGCGAUGGCUCUGCUCAUUGCGCUGCUGCUGAGCGCGACCGACGCCGAGCGGCGGGACAUGAUGGACUACCUGCGGGAGAAGAACAUCAGGCAGUUUAUCCACAAGAACAUUAUCCACAGCUCCGAGCCACUGGGGGACGAGAUGGCCCAUUAUCUUUAUGUGCUGCAGUCUGUCAGCCUCAACUUGUGUGAGCAUCGCAUGAAAAUGUCCAUGGAUCCCUACUCACAGGAGCAGCGGGAUCUGCUCCAGUCCCUGCGCCAAACUGCUUUUGAGUCGGAGAGCGAGGUGCCUGCUGGCACCUUCAGCACCGAGCGCCGGCGAUCCCUGUGUGCCAAGGAAUUCCGCAAGCUGGGCUUCAUGAAUAACAGCAACCCAGCAGAGGAUCUCCGCCGUGCCCCACCAGGACUCCUUGCCCUGGACAACAUGGUGUAUUUCUCCAGGAACACCCCUAAUGCCUACAGCAGGUUUAUCCUUGAGAACAGCAGCCGGGAAGACAAACACGAAUGUCCCUUUGCUCGAAGCAGCAUCCAGCUCACCCUGAUCCUCUGCGAGAUCCUGCACAUUGGAGAGCCAUGCUCGGAGACGGCUCAGGCCUUUUACCCUAUGUUCUUCGGGCAGGACCAUUUCUUUGAAGAGCUAUUCUGCAUCUGCAUCCAGCUGGUGAACAAGACCUGGAAGGAGAUGAGAGCAACCCAGGAGGACUUUGACAAGGUGAUGCAGGUGGUGCGGGAGCAAAUCACCAGGACCCUGUCCCUCAAACCCACAUCCCUGGAGCUAUUCAAGACCAGAGUGAAUGCACUGAACUACAGCGAGAUCUUGAAGCUGCGGCAGACGGAGCGGCUGCACCAGGAGGAGACGCUGGCUGUGCCUGUGCUGGAGCUGCGGGAGAAGCUGAAGCCGGAGCUCCUGGAGCUGAUCCGACAGCAGCGCCUGCUGCACCUCUGUGAGGGAACCCUCUUCCGCAAGAUCAGCAGCCGCCGCAGGCAGGACAAGCUGUGGUACUGCCGCCUGUCCCCCAACCACAAGGUGCUGCACUAUGGGGACGUGGAGGAGGGGGUGCAGUCUCCCCCCAUCGAGAGCCUGACAGAGAAAAUUCCUGUGGCAGACAUGAAGAUGCUGCUGGUGGGGAAGGAGUGUCCACACACAAAGGAGAAGAGCUCUGGGAAGCAGAACAAGGAUGUCCUGGAGCUGGCCUUCUCUAUUGUGCACGACGUGGAGGAAUAUUGCCUCAACUUUGUUGCCCCCACCCGCUACGAGUUCUGCCUCUGGACAGAUGGGCUGAAUGUGCUUCUGGGCAAGGAGAUGACAAGUGAGAGAACACAGACAGACCUCGAUGUCCUGCUGUCCAUGGAGCUCAAGCUGCGGCUCCUGGACCUGGAGAACAUCAGCAUUCCCGACGAACCCCCUCCCAUCCCAAAGCCUCCCAGCAACUUAAACUUCUGCUAUGACUUUAGCCAUGCAGAGCAGUGAGUUCCCCCCUGUGCCCUGUCCCCACCCUCUGUGCCCCUCAAAAUCAAGCCCCUCCCUCCAGGCUCUGUCCCUCACUCUGGCCCAAAGGGACAGGCCAGGUGCUGGCUGGGGGCUUGGGUGUCCCACCCUUCCCUGCCUGUGUUCUGCCUCCUCCAAGAGCAUGGAAUGAGCCACCAAGCAUUAGCCUCCUGUUCAAGGAGGGUGACCUGGCUGCUCUGCCCCCUGCCAUGGGGAGGUGAGAUGAAACAUAGACAGUCAAACCCCUCUGUGGUGGCACUGAUUCCCCACACUGCAGCCAGGCUUUGGGCAGAGAGGGCAAGGACAUGGACUGGAAUAAAGGUACAGGCAGCCCUGGGAUAGCUGGAGGGGGAGUAACACUACAAAGGUACGAAUCUGCACUGCCUCACUUUGGCCAUCAGUGUAGGGGUUCCUUUCUGGACAACAAAGUGGUUAGAAAAAGGAUGGAAUACACCUUUCCGUUACGUUUGUCAAGCAGAUGGCAUCUCCAGGGCAUGAUGUGCACUGAAAGGUGUAUUUGCUGAGCCCUCUGCACUGUCCUGGAAUGAGGGUGAUUAGGGUACAAGCCCCUUUUUCCCAGCACCAUUCAGCUGGGCCUGGUCUGAGGAGGAGACUCUGGUGUGCCCAUCGUGCCAAUUCCAGUGCCUUCCCCACCUGGGGCAGAUUCUUACUUCAGCCAUGCUGCUGCACUACUGCACCACAAGCUACCUCCUCCCCAGCCCCACAGCCCCACCCCAGUGCCCUGCACCUCCUCGUGCCUGCAGCUUCUCCCAAGGGUGCUGUGCUAACAGCCACAGGUCGGAAGGGAUCCAACUGUGCCUCUGUGUCCUGUGGAUUGGGACAAUAAACACUUGUGGAGAACUCGGA